This is a messenger RNA of Medicago truncatula (barrel medic), 804 nucleotides long. RefSeq names its product ribonuclease S-F11. Bases 1 to 804 code for a protein of 267 amino acids. The transcript is spliced from 2 exons. Gene Ontology annotation, biological process: RNA catabolic process. Lineage: Eukaryota; Viridiplantae; Streptophyta; Magnoliopsida; Fabales; Fabaceae. The record is from RefSeq and is a predicted model, not a curated record. Gene Ontology annotation, cellular component: extracellular region. Gene Ontology annotation, molecular function: ribonuclease T2 activity; RNA binding.
AUGAAUCAUCUCAUUAUUUGUAUCUUUUUUGCUAUAACAAUUUUUUUAUGUAAUGCUGCUGAGGAUGCUUCAAUUGCAAAGCCUUUUCUACCAUCUCCAACACAAUUCCUCCCAUCAGCCUUGGAGGAACCUGAUGUGAGAAAAGGUAGGAAAAAGCCUCCACCACCUCCUCGAUCACCACCCCCACCCCCACCACUUCUUGAAUUUAACCACUUUAAGCUCGCUGAAACUUGGCCACCGACAUUUUGUAAGAUUAAUACUUGUAUCGAUGAUUAUAGGCCAAUGAAGUUUAUCAUACACGGACUUUGGCCAGGUGAUUUAACAGAUUGCGACCCAGAUAAAAAGAUGAAACCAGAUUAUGAAAAGCUUAGUGGAAUAUAUCCUAAACUCAUUGAAGAUUGGCCAAAUUUACAUAAAGUUAAAAAUAAGUUUCCAGUGGAAACAAACAAAGAGUUAUGGUUUUUUGAGUGGUAUAAGCAUGGAACUUGUUCAGCCCAGCUGUUCACCUUUCCUGAAUACAUGGGCAUGGCAAUACAACUCUACGGUAAUAAGCAUAAUAUAGUGUUGAUCCUUCGAAAUGCGGGAAUUAAACCUGGUGGAAAGUAUUCUCGAGAUGAAAUUUCUGAUGCGAUAAGCAAGCACAUUAAGUUCACGCCACAGAUUCAAUGUAAGAAGAUUGGACAAAUUUCUUAUUUAUUAGAAGUAAGAUUUUGCUUCACUGCAAGCAAAGAUCCACAGUACAUUAAUUGUGAUGGACAUGGUUCUCUUUUCGGUCAAGAAUGCGAUGCUGAGGUGCAUUUCUGA